Linum trigynum is the source of this 8538-nucleotide messenger RNA. The record is from the annotation of a GenBank genome assembly. NCBI's taxonomy places the organism in Eukaryota, Viridiplantae, Streptophyta, Magnoliopsida, Malpighiales, Linaceae.
CGUAUUCUUGUUCAAAACAAGGGAAAAAAGGUUUUGAUAAAAGGCGUGAGCAUGUAGCCUUUGAAAGACCGAUUUUAAGAGUAGGUUGCUUAGCACGUAUGACCUGCCAAUUAAAAAAUGAUGGCAUGCUCGAGAUUGUUUCUUUUGAAGAAAAUCAUAACCAUGAUCUAGCCCCCACUCCGAUGAAGCAUAUGUUGAGGUCCAAUAGGAAGAUAAGUUAUGCUCAGAAAGCUAUUGCAGAUGAUGCUGAGAAAGCGGGAUUAUCAAUCAAGAAAACUAUUGAUUUACUAGCAGCGCAGAAUGGAGGUCGUGAACACAAUGGUUUUCUGGAUAAAGACUAUCAAAAUUAUAUUGGUACAAAGAGAAAGGCUACAAUGAUUAAAGGAGAUGGCCAGGCAAUCAUGGAUUAUUUUCGUAAAGCACAAGCAGAGGACCCAUCAUUCUUUUACUUGGUGCAACUUGAUGAUGAUGAUCUUAUCAUGAAUAUGUUCUGGGCGGAUGGCAGGUCAAUAAUCGAUUACAAGUACUUUGGUGAUGUUGUAUGUUUUGAUACAACUUACAGAACCAAUGAAUAUGGUCGGCCUUUUGCUCCAUUUGUUGGAGUUAAUCACUUGAAGCAUACAGUAAUCUUCGGAGCAGCAUUACUUUAUGAUGAGACAAUCACAUCUUUCAAGUGGUUGUUUGAAACAUUCUUGACUGCAAUGGCUGGAAACCAACCCAAAACCAUAUUAACAGAUCAAUCAGCUGCUAUGGCCAAAGCCAUUGAAGAGGUAUUUACUGAAUCCCAUCAUCGUUUAUGCAUCUGGCAUAUUUAUCAAAAUGCUGCUAAACACUUGAGUCAUGUGUUCAAUGCAUCCGACCAAUUUGCUAAGGAUUUUAGUGCAUGUGUAUAUGACUAUGAAGAUGAAGAGGAGUGGUAUAAAGGUUGGGAUGAUAUGCUUACCAAGUAUAAUUUGAGAAAUAAUGAAUGGUUGGAGGGGAUAUUCUCAAUGAGAGAAAAGUGGGCUAUGGUGUAUGGGCGUCACAUGUUUACAGCUGAUAUGAUGAGCACUCAGCGUAGUGAAUCGAUCAAUAGUGUGUUGAAGAAGUAUUUGAAGCCAAAACACAAUAUGACAUACUUUUUUGAUCAUUAUGCUCGGUUGGUAGAAGAUAGAAGGUAUCAGGAACUACUUGCAGAGUUCAAAAUGAGGGACACCAUCCAAGUGUUACAAGCAAAUGUUGAGAUGUUAAGACAAGCUUCAAAGGUGUAUACUCCUAAAGUAUUUAAAAUGUUCCAAGAAGAGUUUGUCAAAGUUUUGGACUAUACUAUUGAUAAGAUCAACAAAAACGAAGUCCGGGUAGAAUAUAAAGUGAGAUAUGCAGGUAGAGGCACUGAGCACUUUGUCCAGUUUGAGUCAUCGUCUCAAGCAGUUGAUUGCAGUUGCAAGAAGUUUGAGUUUGUGGGAAUUCUAUGUACUCAUGCUUUGAAGGUUCUAGACAAGAAAAAUAUAAAGCAAAUCCCAAGACGAUAUAUAUUAAAGAGAUGGACAAAGGAUGCAAAGGAUGGAGACCUAAGAAGUUCAGUUCGAGUGCAAGGAAGUUCUGAGAAACUUAUUGGGAAACGUUACUGCAAUCUACAUUAUAAUUUUCGAGAGAUAUCUACAUUGGCAGCUGAGAAUGACGCAAUGUAUGAGCAUGCAAGUGAAGUUUUUUCAAAUUUGCUAAAGGAUUUGCAGGGAAUGAGAAAAUGUUCAGAUGUUGGAACUUCUCCUGAGGAACUGUGCUCCAAUCACGAAGAAGACCAUCGAGUUGUAGCUGGAGUUAAAACAAAAGCGACGGUAGGGCGACCAAAAGGGAGGAUCAAAGGUGCAUUAGAGCUCCGAAAAAGUCACAAAGUUCAAUCAAAACCACAGGGUAAGAAGCAGAAAACUAAUUGUUCUCAACAAGCUGCUGGAAGCAAAACUGAAUUGCAAAUUCAAAAUUAUCAGGUGGAACAUGAGUCUCAAAGUUCAAUUAUUAGUCCACCAGGAGAGAACUUGGAUUCUACAAUUUGGUUGAACAAUAUAUCAUAUACACAAUUGCUACAGGAUGCAAUGAACUCUCCUUUCAAUAAUCCGCAAGAGUGACAACCAUUGUUCUUCUAUAAAUAUCUCACGUAGAAUAAAGUGACAUUAAGUUUUUUCCAUUUUCGUUAUGUUUCAAUACAGUAGUUGUUUAGACUUACAUUCAUUAUUUAGUGGGGAUCUAUGAUGUAUCUAAAUAUUUUUAUCUGGUACCGUUCACCUAGAACAAUUUAGUUUCCUAUGUCAGACAAUUUUUUGGAACUUUAAAUUCUUAUCUAUUCCAAAAUCUUGUACGAGAGCAAAGCUAAGAAUACAGAUGCUGCUUUUCGGGUGACGUGUGACUACCGGUGCUUGCUGCUAGUGCUAGGACAGCGACUGAGGCCAUCAUUCUAGCUUUUGCUUUUCUUUUUUUUUUGACAGGAAGCUUUUGCAUACUACUGCUUCGGUUGCAUCAUGCAUGCGAGUAGUAAAAGUACUAAAAGAUGGUGAAUUGAUGUGUUUAUGUCAGGCUAGGGAAUGGCAGAUAGAGCCAAAAUUUUAUGGAUGGGAGGGGAUGUCAUGGGUUGAUGACGGCUCCGUUACCUCUCUCCCAAACCUAAACUAAUUGACAUCACAUUUAAUAAAAAAAAAAAAAACUGAUAACCAAUAACGGGCAGACAUGUGGAGGGGUAGCAGCUAUUGGCUGCAUACUGGGAUGCUGCUAAGUUUUUCCCUUUUUCAAAAAGGUUAUAUAUUUGUCACAAACUAAAUAGUUAUGGCUAUAAAAGUGUAUUAACUAUUAAGCCUAUUCUUGUCAAUGGUUUGAAUUUCACAGUGUUGAAAGUGCAACUAAUUACCUUAUGAAUAGGCGUCUUUCCUUUUAAAUAAAAGAAACAUCGACAAAAACAACACCCAACACAACAAAAAAAGUUAAUGCCUUCUCAUGCAUAGUUAUAGUUGGCUUUGCUUUAAGUAAAAGAAACAAUGGAAAAAAAAAAGAACACGCAAAAUGACCUCAUGGACUAAUGGGAAAAGGAAGAUCAGAAGUAAAGGACAUCCCAACUCCAAGCAAAUAACAUUGUAGUUUCCAGUUAGAACCUAUAGAUUUGUGGUAACAAUCACCAUAAUUUUGCAAGCAAAGUUUCCUUCUUUCAGGUGCAGGUGCAACUCCAGUUUAGCAAAAUAGAGACAGCAUGAAAUCAUAUCUAAAGCAACCUAGCAAACCCACAAUGCAAAUUCUAAAACAAAUUUAUUUCAGGUAAACCAAAUCAAUGAACAACACAGGAAAUCCAAUGGAAGAAACUCAUUUAAUUCCACAUUUGAAGAAGAUGAAGAAGAACCAUACAGAAACACCACAAAUCAAAUAGAGAGCCAUUGCAUAUCAAGAAAUUGGAAUCUAUACCACUGUUAACUGUAGACCUAAAAGUCCUUCAUAUCCUCAUAGAUAAGUCUUCAUCAUCUGGCCAGAUUGAAACUUACAUUUACACCAAACACGGAAAUGAAACUCUACAGGAAACAUGAACCACAACAAAAUCUUACGAUUCAGUCCAAAACUUGUAGAAAAGAAGAAUCUAUAAAUUAAAAAGGAGAAAGCAGUCGUUCAUAAGAAUCCUUUACAAUGCUUUAUGCAUAUGUAAUCAAUCAGUUGCACCACUAUCUAACCGUACAACAAUAACACAUAGAGGAACACUUGCAACACACCAAGUUUCCUGAUAAAAUUAGUAGGUGGAAAUUGGCAGAAAUGAGAAGUUCACCUCAUCUACAAAUACAACACAUUAUUGUUACACAAACAUAACAUAAUUUGGUAUAUAAAAAGAUAGGUGGAAAAGGUAAAACGCUAGAAUGAGUGGUUAUAACAUCAACUAGAAUGCAUGGUUGUGCACCACAAGGUAAGAGGUUCACCCCUCUUAGCCAUCAACCACGAAGAAACCGAAGCCACCUAGAUGAGAAGAAGUACAAGUCACAAGAGAAGAACCAUGACGUCAAAUCGAGGAGCAACCACAACAAACACAACAAAGCAACCAACAAAGACGAUUAUGGACUAUGAUGGACCAUCGUCGCAAGAAGAAACUUUCAAAGUACAACUACCAUAUGUUCGUUUGUUAUGCUACCGCUUUACUAUAUUGAGUUCUUGGGGGGGGGGGGGGGGGGAGGAUUUCUAUUGUAGAUUGCUGUGAUGGAAGUGAUGAAUAUGGAAGCGGAGUCAACUGCCACAACACAUGCAUCAGGGGGUGAGUAAGCUUGGAGUACAAGUCUAGAAAGUGGAAACUAUCUCUCCUACCUCGAUGCUAAAACAACCAAAGAUGCAAAAUCAAAAGAAUGGACUCACAGUGGUGGUUUGGAGGAACUAUUGCUAGAAGUUGCAUGUAACCUAAUAUGUGAGCAAUACAGUGUUGGUUAGUGGCAGUGCAGCAGUGACGCUUGCAGUUGAAGUAGCAUAAUGUAAAACAUGGCUACAUUUGGUAAAAUCCCUUUUCAGGGUUGAAGAUGUUACUACUCUUGCAAGGGUUUCUGGUUGCUUCGGUGGUGAUCUUGAAUUUAUUAAAGAGGCGCAUUAAAGCUAAGAAAAUGGGUCAUGAACGAUAUGUUGCUUCCCUUUCUUUUUGGCAAAACUAUAUUCUGCAACUACGUACCUCUCUCACGUUUACUCCAUUUAUCCAUAGGAAUUCCUAUGCAUUGUCCUAUGCAAUUAUUGAAGGUUAGUUAAAGUUGAAAAAUGAGAACUUGGACAAAGCCAUUGGUGGUAGGCAGUAGAGUAGCACAACAUAAAUGGCUGAGAAGACUUUAAAAACUGAACGACUAAACAUCGCCCUAGUUUUAUUAUUAUCUUUUUUUUUGUCAAAAGAUAUCAUGUAUUGAUCAAAAAAUAGAUAGUUACACCCUGGAAACCAGCCAGGACUGGAAAUCAAAAAAACGACUCAUAGUCGGAAACAAAGAAAGGGCUUUUCUAGCUACCAAAUGAGCUACCCUAUUGUUCUCCCGACCUACAAAGCGCACACUAAAACCAGAUUGAGUACGAAAGUAAUGAACAAUCUCUUCCAGAACAACACCCAACCUGCUAUCUCUCGUAUCAGCUUGAUUAAUUUUGUCAAUAACCACCUUCGCAUCGCCCUCAAAGCGGACCUCCGACAAGCUUUGCUCCAAACACCAAAUAAUAGCUUCCCUAAGCACAAACAAUUCCACCAUCCCUGGGUCAUCCAAUUGAGAAAACUGGACCCCUCUAGCCAGCAGAAUCCUCCUCUCUGGGUCAAAGAGAACCAUCCCACCAGCCGAAUGCGAUCCACACCUAGUAGCCCCGUCCCACAUUUGAAAAUAUAUACUUUGUUCUUCUCGUAAUAGGUUCCUCUCGAAUAUGAGCGAAGAGUUGUAAAGUAGGAAUGGAUUCUGAGAUGUUCAGAACUGCUUAUAUUUUUGUUUAUAAACCUCAAUUAGAUCGUUGAUAUACGACUUCCGAUUUGGUUGGAAGGUUAUCAGCCUCUGAAUUAUUCUACGUGAUUCCUAGAAGUGGGUGCUACUUUGCCAAUUGCUAUCCAGGUUCAUAGUUGGACAAAUAUGUGAGCGAAAUGACAACUUAGAAUAAAAGGAAAGGAGAACCACAAGGGCUAAGAUCAGGUAAUUAAGGGGGUUCGCUUAGUUAUAUGACUAAGUGCAUCUCAACCAUCCAUUCUCAUUUAAAUCUAAUGGUUCGAGAUAAUUUUAUUUAAUGAAAGUUAAUAUAGUAAUUACAUGGAUUUUUAAUUUUCAAUUAUUAAAUAAUAAAAAAAUUCUUCUAGGUUUCUGUCGCCUACUUACCAUCGGCUGGGAAAUUUCCAAUGUCCCCGUACUGUCUCUUCUCGCUGGCAAUGAUCCGGCGUCCCGGUAAUUUUUGGCGGUGGUCCAUUUGUUGGGCAAUUUCCCCCCUUCCAUGAAGCUCUUGAGAGCAAAGUUGUUAGCCUGGUUUGGCCUAUUGACCCAAUUGAGCAAGUGGGUGGAGGGUUAAUGUAAUGAUUGGAUUAGCCCGGUUUAACCUGGAUUAGCCCGAACUUGUAGGAGAAACUAUGGAAAACCCAUAUUUUAUAUAUUAUAUUUAGACAUCAAUUCAAAUACUAAAAAAAAUAGUCAAGCUAAGUAUAUUUCUUAAAUACUGGUUCAACUAGUUUGACCAUUUUACGGAAGUUUAUCCCAUCUUCUAAAUAAAUAUACAUACAAUACAACUAGUAGAGGUGACAAUUCACAAUCCAAUCCACCAAUCCAAUCCAUCAAUCCAUUAAAAAUAUUCACCUAAUCAAACCGGGUCGACUCGUGGGUUGACAACCUUGCCACAGAGAGCGCUUUUAGGUCGAUUCUUUCGGCGACGGUGUAGGAGGCUUUCCAGCGACACAGACGACGGAGGAGGAUUUUCCGUUCGUGAUGUUUGUCAACCUAUUUUGUAAUGUUAAUAAGUCUAGUGUGUAAUAUUUAUAUCAAUUCGGUUUGUAUCAUUUAUCAUUCUAUUUUGUUAUUUUUGUCUAUUGUGUUUGCAAUAUUUAUAUGAGUAAUUUGUAUAUAUUUUGAUUAUAAUAUUUGUUAGUCUUGUUUGUAUACUUUAUGUUACGAUUUUUAUAUUUUGUAUUCAUUGAUUUGUAAUACAAUUUUACUAAUAUGUAUUGUAAGUAGUGUUAUUUUCUACUGUUAGUAUGCUUUGUAAUAUUUUUUGGUUUAUUUUAUAAUUUUUGUAAGCUUUGUUAUUUUUGUAAUGUUUGUGGGUUUCUUUUAUAAUGUUUGACAUUUUUUUGUCAACCAUGUUUGUAAUGUUAUUUAUGUUUAAAAAAUAACCUCGUUGAUUUUUGGAUGAAACUCCUUUAUAUAGAGAUGGAGCCGCCAAAGUCAACCCGGAUGUUUUUCUAUUUUGUAUGGCUUGUCCGUCUAGUUUGUCAUUUUUGUCAACCAUGUUUGUAAUGUUUGUAUGUAAAAAACAAACGGGUUGACUUUGGGUCGAAACCCCUCUACAUAGGGAUGGAGUCUCCAAAGUCAACCCGGUUGUUUUUUCAUUUUGUAUUGUUUGUCGGUCUAGUUUGUAUUGUUAGUUUAGUUUAUAUGUUUUGUAUUGUUUGUAAAUCUAUUUGUAUGUUUUGUCGUUUUAGUUUGUAAUGUCUGUAUAUUUGUAUUGUUUAUACUGUUUAUAAGUCCCGUUUGUAUACUUCUUAAAUCUUCAUAAUACCCAAAAUACCCUGUCACUUAUUAAAAAACCCUUUCCAUUGUUUAACCGUUAUAUUAAGGCAAAAUACAUCUUGAUAGCCAAAACUUUGACGAUUUUGCCAAAUAUAGCAACUUUUGGCGAAAUACCAAAGAUAGCCAGAAUUUUGAAAGUUUCAUGACAAAUAUAGCCAUUUCCGUUACAAACCUUAACGGUGUUAAAAACUCCGUCAGUUAAGUUAGCGUUAAGUUGACUAGGAUGCCAAAUCAUCACACACGUCAGUGACAAGUCAUCAAUAUCAUUGCCACAUCAUUUUGAUUUAUCUUUUAUUAAUUAAGUUACAUAAAAAAUCAUAAAAAAGAAAAACAAUGACUAGUUCUUUGCUUUUCUCGUAUCCAUCAACGAACAAGAAAUAAUGAUUCCGCUUUGUUCUUCCUAGAAAUCCUUUUCUCUCUUUAGUAUCAUCUUCUUUCUAUCUUCAAAAAUGCCCAGACCAUAAUCAAAUCUAGCCCCAAUUCUCCUUCUCUCUAUCUUAAAAAAUGCCCAAAGUUAUGCAUUUGAGAGACGAAACCACCAUUAAGUCUAAGGUUUAAUUUCUCUUUCUUAUUUGUUUUUUCUUAGCUAGCCUCCCUUGUCUAUCAUAUCCUCUGUUUCUCCAAACUCCUUACAGCCACCCAACUAAAUGACUAAUAACCUUUUCCAUGGUAAUCACAGAUUCUAACCAGAAUCAAAUCCAUCCCCGAUUCUUGACCACUCCCUGCCUCGCCGCCUAUGAUAGACUAGCCGCAAAUGGAGAAGCUCCGACGACGACUACGGCAGGUUGCAAAUCUGGUCUCAAUCAAAGACGGUAGACGAUUUGGGUUUAUCGAGCAUCAUGUAAGGAUUGGGAACCUAGAAGGGAGGACACAAUUAGGGGAGGAAUAAGAAAGCGAUUGAUGGAUGAAAGUAGAACUAGGUUCAAAAUGGUUCAAAAUGGAGGAAGAAGAAAAGAAUGCAGUCAAAUCGAUUUUUAUGGCGGUCGCGAUGUUGCUUUAUUUGCCUCAUCCUUCUCUUUGCUUCUGUCGCUGUCGAUGGAUCUUGAAACGAGGAAGAAAAGAAAGAAGGGCGGCGCUGGUUUCUGUGCAUAGCAACUACGAUCGCCGCAAAGAGAAACAGAAAUAACGGCUGUCUCGAUGGUCGCCUCCCUGCCCGUCGUUGAAGCUGCUGAUCUUGAUUUGGAAGAACUCGGAUUUGAAGAAGAUGAUUUGUUGAACAAGAGAUUCCUCUUGGCAAGGGGAAGGAGAAGGAAAAGAGAUGGGACAGAUCUUACAAAAAAAAAAAAAAGAAGAGAGAGAUGAGAGAAAAUUAAAAAUAUUUAUUUAA